AUGGAUACUUGUUCUUAAAAAUAGAUGAGUUUGAAGUAAUUAGGUGAUGUAAUGUUUCCUCUUGGAUUCAUCACUUAUGGUGGUCCUUUGGCCCAUCUUAACGUACUUAGAGAAAUAUUCAAAAAUUACACAACAGAAGAUGAAUUUCAAGAAUUCUUUGCAUUAUGUCAAACAUUACCUCGACCAACUUCAACUUAGAUGGUUAUAGCAGUUGGAGCUAAUCUUACUCAUAGUUGUUUUGGUGGAUUAGUAGCAUUUCUAUAUUUUAGUAUGCCAUCUGCUUUUGUUAUGAUGAUACUAGGUUUAACAGUGCCUAAUUUAUCAAUACCUUGGAUAUAAUUAAUGAUAAAUGGUUUUAAAUAUCCUUCAAUUGGUGUCAUAAUUGAAGCAGCUUAUAAAUUAUCUAAUGGGGCCAUAAAAAAUAAAUUUCACUUUUUUUUGUGGAUUGUAAGUGCAAUCUUAACUACUUUUUUUCCUACACCCUCUAUUGCAAUUCUUAUGAUAGUAAUAGGAGAAAUUUCAAACUAUAUAUCUGAUAGAUAAAUUGGAUAAUACCUAAUUCCAUUGAUGAAUAAGUAUAACACACUUUUGAUAGUUGGUUAUUAGGAUAUAGAUCAUUGAUU
Messenger RNA from Paramecium sonneborni, 623 nucleotides. NCBI's taxonomy places the organism in Eukaryota, Ciliophora, Oligohymenophorea, Peniculida, Parameciidae. The record is from the annotation of a GenBank genome assembly.